GAGACCACUGUUGUAAUGGAAAACCACAAACUUUUGCUCCUUUUCUUAUCUCUAGAGAGAGCAAAACUGUAUAGGACAUGGCAAAAUCUCUUUCAGAUAUAUCCAGAAAAGUUGUCCUCUUCACACAUGUGCGGAAAUAGAUUUAUAACAAAACCAGCCAAAUCCUCCCCAAACACUGGUUUAAAAUCUGUUCCCAGUGAGACAGUUUGUUACUCUACCUAUCCCCGUAACACACCCCAGUCUCCUCCAGAAUUAGUGAGACUUGAUAGGAAGGAGCCGCUGGAGCGCAGCCAAGCGGGAGAGGCGUGGGGCUCCCUGGCAGCGCCAGGGAAGUUUAUUAGUUUGGGGGACCCCGACCGGCUCCUCGCCCCUGUCCACCAGCCAUUCUGCCUGGGACAAGUCUUGCGGGCCCUGCCCACUCCGCACUGCCCCCGGACCCACCGCGCUGCCCUGGGAUCGGCCGGGGACAGGCGGCAGCGCAGGACGGAAGCACAACAUGUGUAUUCGAAAUGCAGAGAGCAUAUUAUAGAAGGCUUUGGACUGUUCCUGGUUGUAUACAGUAAUACAAUGAAGGCAAUUGAAUUUAAUUCCCUAUGGAUAUUGAUUUCACUACUUUGCUGCCAGUUAUUGAACACUGCAGAGCAUGAAGAUGUAGUAAAGCAUGCAAUAAAGCUGCAUCGUGGGAAAGGUGCUGCUGUCACACAGAGAAAACAGUGGGUCUUAGAAAACUGCAGAAAGCUAUCUGGGCUCCUUCGCCAAAAGAACGUGGUUCUCAACAAACUAAAAAAUGCAAUAAGAUCAGUAGAGAAGGACUUGGGGCUGUCAGAUGAAGAGAAACUUUUUCAGAUGCACACAUUUGAAAUUUUCCAAAAGGAGCUGAAUGAAAGUGAAAACUCAGUCUUUCAAGCAAUCCAUGGACUCCAAAGAGCCCUUCAAGGUGAUUACAAAGAUGUUGUAAACAUGAAAGAAAGUAGUAGACAGCGAUUGGAGGCCUUGAGAGAAGCUGCAAUAAAGGAGGAAACAGAGUAUGUUGAACUUUUAGCAGCAGAAAAACAUCAGGUUCAAGCCCUUAAGAACAUGCAGCAUCAAAAUAAAAGCCUGUCCAUGCUAGAUGAAAUUCUUGAAGAUGUUAGGAAAGCAGCCGAUAGGCUGGAAGAGGAAAUAGAAGAACAUGCCUUUGAUGACAACAAAUCAGUGAGAGGUGUUAACUUUGAAGCAGUUUUAAGGGUGGAAGAAGAUGAAGCAGACUCCAAGAGAAAUAUUUCAAAAAGAGAAGUGGAAGAUGACCUGGGUCUUAGCAUGCUUAUUGAUUCCCAAAACAAUCAGUAUAUACUUACCAAGCCUAGGGAUUCAACCAUCCCUCGUGCUGAUCACCAUUUCAUAAAGGAUAUUGUGACCAUAGGAAUGCUAUCUUUGCCAUGUGGCUGGCUGUGCACAAUGAUAGGAUUGCCAACCAUGUUUGGGUACAUCAUUUGUGGAGUACUCUUGGGACCAUCAGGAUUAAACAGCAUUAAGUCUAUUGUACAAGUGGAAACAUUGGGAGAGUUUGGUGUGUUCUUCACUCUGUUUCUAGUUGGUCUGGAGUUUUCCCCUGAAAGGCUAAGAAAGGUGUGGAAGAUAUCUUUGCAAGGACCCUGUUACAUGACACUUCUGAUGAUUGCUUUUGGCUUACUAUGGGGACAUUUACUACAGAUUAGACCAACACAGAGUGUCUUCAUUUCUACUUGUUUAUCCUUAUCCAGCACACCCCUAGUGUCCAGAUUCCUUGUAGGGAGUGCUCGAGGAGAUAAAGAAGGUGAUAUUGAUUACAGUAGUGUACUACUUGGUAUGCUGGUAAUGCAGGAUGUACAGCUUGGUUUAUUUAUAGCUGUUAUGCCAACGCUUAUUCAAGCAGGAGCCAGCACAUACUCCAGCAUUGUCAUGGAAAUACUGAGAAUACUGAUACUGAUUGGCCAAAUUCUCUUUUCUCUGGCUGCUGUUUUUCUUAUAUGUCUUGUUAUAAAGACUUAUCUCAUAGGACCAUAUUAUCGCAAGUUGCAUGCGGAGAGUAAAGGGAAUAAAGAAAUCCUCAUUUUAGGAAUAUCUGCUUUCAUCUUUCUUAUGUUAACGAUCACAGAGCUAUUGGAUGUUUCAAUGGAAUUGGGAUGCUUCUUAGCGGGAGCACUGAUCUCUUCUCAGGGUCACAUGGUUACUGAAGAGAUUAUGUCCUGUAUUGAACCAAUACGUGACUUUCUUGCCAUCAUUUUCUUUGCAUCUAUAGGGCUUCAUGUUUUCCCCACCUUUGUAAUAUACGAACUCACAGUCUUGCUAUUUCUUACAUUAUCAGUGGUAAUAAUGAAGUUUGUUUUGGCAGUGCUUGUCCUUUCUCUGAUCCUUCCAAAGAGCAGCCAGUAUAUCAAAUGGAUUGUCUCAGCAGGGCUGGCACAAGUCAGUGAGUUUUCUUUUGUUCUGGGAAGUAGAGCACGCAGAGCAGGGAUCAUUUCUCGAGAGGUAUAUCUACUUAUUUUGAGUGUAACUACUCUAAGCCUUUUGCUUGCCCCAGCACUGUGGAGAGCUGCAACUAUGAAAUGUGUUCCAAGACCAGAAAGACGAUCAAGUACUUGACAAGACUUGUAUUGAAAUAAUAAAUUUGCUUUGGAAAGAAUCUC
This is a messenger RNA of Mauremys reevesii (Reeves's turtle), 2648 nucleotides long. RefSeq names its product transmembrane and coiled-coil domains 3 (gene SLC9D1). Gene Ontology annotation, biological process: proton transmembrane transport; potassium ion transmembrane transport; carbohydrate metabolic process. Lineage: Eukaryota; Metazoa; Chordata; Testudines; Geoemydidae. The record is from RefSeq and is a predicted model, not a curated record. Gene Ontology annotation, molecular function: potassium:proton antiporter activity. Gene Ontology annotation, cellular component: membrane. Bases 16 to 2604 code for a protein of 862 amino acids. The transcript has 13 exons.